Molecule: messenger RNA, 492 nt
Organism: Mercenaria mercenaria
Lineage: Eukaryota; Metazoa; Mollusca; Bivalvia; Venerida; Veneridae
Exons: 1
Coding region: 1-492 (163 amino acids)
Source: RefSeq, a predicted model, not a curated record
AUGAAAGUUGCACAGGUUGCACCAAUUUAUAAGAAGAAAAGCACACUUGACAAAGGUAAUUAUAGACCUGUCAGCCUUCUUCCAGUCAAAUCAAAGAUCUUUGAGAGAGCCAUCUAUACACAGUUGCUGGAGCAUUUUGAUGGUGUUUUCAACCAUAUGCUUAGGGCCUUCAUGCCAAAGUAUGGCUGUAAUACUACCCUGCGGAAAAUCUCAGAAGACUGGAAAAGAGCACCUGAGUCUAAUAUGUAUCUAGCAGCGGUACUGAUGGAUCUCUCAAAGGCCUUUGAUUGUUUACCGCAAAACCUCCUCCUGCUAAAGCUUCAACACUACAAUGUGUCAGAACAAUCAGUUUCACUCAUUAAGAGCUACCAGUCAUGUCCAACAGAAAACAGUGUGUUAAACUUGGCUCUUGUUACAGCUCCUUCAGGAAUGUGGUCAAGGGUGUUCCUCAGGGAUCCAUACUGGGUCCUAUUUUGUUUAACAUUUUCAUGA